Molecule: messenger RNA, 4953 nt
Organism: Ahaetulla prasina
Lineage: Eukaryota; Metazoa; Chordata; Lepidosauria; Squamata; Colubridae
Gene: ARL9
Product: ADP ribosylation factor like GTPase 9
Exons: 4
Coding region: 90-794 (234 amino acids)
Molecular function (GO): GTP binding; GTPase activity
Source: RefSeq, a predicted model, not a curated record
CCUCCGCACCGGAGGGGAGCGAAGUAAACGUCGCCGUUCUUGUUGCGUCCCGCCCCGCCCUUCCCGAGCUCUUUUCUCCCGGGGGGGUCAUGGCGGGCAACCUGCGGCAGUUCGCAUUCGUGGGCACGGCGGUUGUCGUUACCGGUGGGGUCGCCUACGCCCUUUGGCGCAAUUACCUCUCCACCCAAGAGCCUCCGGGACGCGAAGAUCAGCAGUCUCGGCUCCGGCUUGGGGUGCAAGAAGGAGGCACAGGCCCGCCGGCGGGACAGGAUAAACCAUCCAACAAGCAAAUAUUGGUUCUAGGCUUAGAUGGAGCUGGAAAAACCAGUGUUCUCUAUUCACUAGCGACUAACCAUGUAAACCGCAACACAGUUCCCACCAAAGGUUUCAACGCAGUGUGUAUCAACACAGAAGAAACAAAGAUGGAAUUCCUAGAAAUUGGGGGAAGUGAGUCUUUAAGAGAGUAUUGGAAGAUGUAUAUGCCAAGAGUCCUGCUGCUGAUCUAUGUUGUAGACUCAGCAGAUCAUGAACGCUUCCCAGUUGCAAAAACACUUCUUCAUCAGUUGGUCCAGAAUAAUUCUACGUUACCAAUAAUGAUUCUAGCCAAUAAGCAGGAUCUUGCAGACGCAUAUUGUAUCACAGACAUUCAUGACGCUUUGGCUUUAUCUGAAAUUGGAGAUGAAAGGAAGAUAUUUCUGAUUGGUACACAUGUGGCAAAGGAGGGCGUAGAGAUCUCUUCUGGCUUGAAAGAUACCCGGGAACUGAUUACACAGCUGGUGUCAGAAAUUCUGUGAUAACGAGACGCAAUGGAAUGCCAUAAUAGGACAUGCAAUAGCAACGAUGAGUAGCGUCUCUUCUAAUCUUGGUGGCGAUCAAACCCUAGAUACAGAAUUGCUAUGAAAAUGGUUUUGAAAUGGAAAGAAAGGAUGUUUUGUUUAGAAGUGCUUUAGCAGAAAAGGCCAGUACGCUCUGAGAGCCCAACAUUUCUACAUAUAAUAUGUAUUUCUCUGAAACUUAUUUCUUUUUCUAGGUUAUUUCAUAUUUUAUCACUCCUUCAAUUUAAAUGCAUAUUUCUGUGUCAGCUUUCCUUUAAUAUAUAUAUAUACUAUUAUGCAGAUUUCAGAGGAGGCCAGAGUUGCUACCCUGGCUAAAUACUGAUUAGCUCUUAUAUACAGGGCAUAGAGAAAAGAUUAUACCUUAUGAGUGUUUUAGGGACUAGACAUUUCAUGUUUAAUUAACUGUAGAGGUUAUAAAUUAUUUUCUUACUUGAGAAAAAUUUAAUGGAAAACCUAUAUAGAGAUAUACCUAUUCCUGAUCUUUCCUUGGGACACUCCAAGGAAGAAUAAUUAAGCAGAACUACUUCAUAGUUUUCUUAGUAUUAUCUCAGUUUUGUUCAUUAACAGUAUUGCUGAAUUCAAUCCUGAAAUUAAAAAAAAUAGGAUAUAGUAUUGAUACUUUGGACUUUGAUGUUCGAGGAGACCUCUGGAAAUACGAUUAGGUAAGAAAAAAACAUGGAUUACAGAAAAAUCUAGAGCCCUCACUUGAGGCACAAAUGACCAAAUUCAAAUUAUAUUUUAAACAUAAGAUGGACCAUUGAGAAGUCUAUAAUGCUGGGAAAUGUUGAGAAAAAAGAAGAGGAUAAUUGGCAGCAAAAAUGAUGGACUUGAUUACAGAAGUAAUGGGGCACCAUUGGAAGGUCUGAAUGUUAGGGACAGAAAACAUCCUGGAGAAAGUCUAGGAGAUAUAAACAUCUUAAUCUCCACUACCUGUAAACUGCAUGUCCACAUUUCACCAGCUUUAGUGUGUGUUUAGUUAGCAUCUCCUUUAAAAUUUGGUUCUACCAAUUUCUUCACUAAUGUUUUUCUACUGUUUAAUCCCUCAAAAUCGUAUUUCUAAAAUCAAGAGAAAUGAGACCUUUUUCAAAACUGGCUUUUCAAUCAAAUGAUCAAAUUCCAAGACCAGUAUUAAUAAUAGUAGGAGUUUGUAAUGGUAGCAUAGGAGCCAAUAAUGAGACUGUGCUCCAGCAUUUUAACAUCCCGGACUUCUGCCUAAUCGGGUUGGUUCAUUGGAAAUCUAAAGAUAAAAACAUUGAGAUGGAGAAUGAGUGAGAGUUGAUAUGAGAAUGAAUAGAGAGGGGUUUGCUUCAAUUGAUAAAAGUUUGCCCUGAAGGUCUUCAGUAGAUCUACUCCAGGUAUUAGGGUAAACUCACCUUUUAGGGUUCCAGAGGAACUUCUGUUAUAGAGUUCAUGCUGAUUUCUGAAGAUUCAGUCCCUUACUGUUUAAAUUUUAGUAUUAACUUGACAGUAAUCACUUAUCAUUAAUAGACUCCUUUUCCUUGAGUCUACAGAAUGAAGACAACUGCCCCUCCAUCUUGCCCCAUCUGCUUUGUCGCUCAUCUGAUAGGUACCAGACAAUACAGUCUAGUACAGUGUUUCUCAAAGUGUGAAUCUUUCAGGAGUCUGCAAAAUCAAAAUUAUGUGCCAGCUUAUGUAGAAAAUCAAUACACUAUUAAAAUGCCAUCAAAUGAAAGGAAGCAGUUAACAGUAGCACAUGUCAAUUUUAAUUUUUAAUACAGUAAAUGUUAAUGAAUGUAACCUGUGCAAGUAACAGCUAUUUUGGGGUUCUUUGUAAGUUUUGAAAGUGGGAAGGAAUCCUGGGGAAAAAUAAGUAAGAAACACUACUAAAAUGCUGCAACCUAAUUUCUUAAAUUGUAGAUCAAGCAUUUGAAACAAAUCAUUGGUACAAUCAAGGAUAUUUCUAACAUUUUUUGCCACUGUUCAAAAAAGUGACUGAUUUACUGCCUAAAUCUGAUUUACUGAUUUACUGCCUAAACUGCCUAAUCGAACUCCAACCCAUUGUUCAAAUAAACAGCCCAAAUCUUGGUUUGUAAGAAUUGUGUUCGAGUGAAGGCUAUACUAACCCAGUUUAUAGAAGUGCUCUGUUCGGCAGAGAUUCUCCCUCUCAUGAAACAUUUCGGGUAAUAAAAGAAUGGUAAAGAAAAAUUCCUUAGAGAGAAAAGACAAUACUAUGCCUUAAUGAGAUAGAGUUUCAACAGGCAGUAACAAAUAAGGAUGAUUAUUCUGGCAUCUAGCACUGAUCCCAUUGCUAACAAGUUCAUAUUUUUAGAAUUCAGACAAAAUAUUUUGGUAACUUACUCUGCACCGUUUGGUGGUAAUUCUUUUGGCUCACCAUAUCUGAUCCAUACCCAGAUUGGUCCCCAGAUUCACACAAACAGAGAUCUAAAACUGAUUUUCUUGGUUUAAAAAUGGUACACCCCAGGUAAAAAUAGGAUUAUACCAGAAUGGUUGAAAACAAAUCCUUAUUGUUGGGUCUCUGUGUUAGUCUUCCUACUUACUGCCAUUAAUAAUUCUUCACCCCAAAGAAUUAGUUAAUUCUAUCACUUAUUACACAAGUAAUAGGGCCUCUGGGGGGGUGGGAAAGGCAGUUUUUGCCCUCCCCAGACUCAUAGAGAGGCUCUGGAGCCAGGUGAGAGAGAAAAAUGGGCCUUCCCCACCACCAUGCAGGCCCAGCCUGUUUCCCUACUUCUGGUGGGCCCAGAAGGCCCGAAAAUCAGUUUGCUGGUGCGCGCAUGCAUGCUGGAGCUGAGUUUGCAUACACACUGAUACGGCUACAUGUGCCACCUGUUCGCCAUCACGGCUCUAGGCAGAUCCGACUGUAACAACCCAUGUCUGGACUAUGCCACAGCCUCACUGAAGAAUCUGCUCUGGGCUGACGUCAAUAAACGGGUUAUUUAUACAGGGUUUACAAAUUUAAACCUUUGAUUAACAAGGACAAUUCUGGCCCUCCAUUGCUGUGGUUAAGGAAAUCAUUGUGGUCGUUAAGCAAGGACAUCAAGUGGUUGCCAUUUGUAACCUGCCAGGUUCUCCAUUGACUUUGUCGGAAAUUAGCAAAUAAAGUUGCAAGUGCUGACCGCCUGAGUGCAGGAUGCUAACAUGGGAGGAAUUCCAGGACUAGGCAAAAGCACCACUGUUCAAAUGAGUGGUUGCUAAGUAGGAAGCACCUUAAAUAUCCAUUAGACUACCAAUUUGUUCCAUUUGUAACAUAGCUUGGUUCCACAAGCUAUAAGCUCACAGUGACAUUUUAUUCUAGUUCUACAAAAAUAUUAACAAUUUUGAUUUGAUUUUAGGCUUAGCUGGCUGAUAUAUUUUAGAUAGCUCAUAUGGCUCUUAUCUCCUAUUUUUAUAUUGUAUUAUAUCAUUUAUUUGCCAUGCUGUGUCAUGGCUUUGUAUUUCUGUUUGUUACAUUGAUUGGUCAUUUAAUAAUACUAGUAGUCUUAAUAUAAAUUCCUUGAAGAAUUGAUUGUGUCUUGCAAAGUUUAAGUACCCCAUAUAACAUUGAGAUAGUGUCUUUAUUUUUCUUACAUUAUAUGUCUUGUUUUUAUUGUUGUAAUAACUUUAUAGUCCACUCAGAAAACUUGUGGUCAAAGCUUUUUGUGAAAAGAUGAAUCUGGCUUUGUACUUACAAGGUCUCGGCCAAUUCAGAUGCAAUACCAAGCACCUUCUUUUGCCGAUUUUCACAUAACCAGCUGUCACUUUUAAAUCAUCAGCCAGAAUGACCCAAGAGGUCAAAACCCGAUCUUCAAAAAUAGGUUGUCAUCUUUUAAAAUAGCAUGGUAAUGUUUUAAAACAGUUCAUCCACCCAAUUUUCUGUCUUAAGACUGCAAGCCUGGAUAUUUCAGUGUAAAAGUGUGCCCCUAUGAAUUGGAGGUGGGGCAAUUAAUGGGAAACGGUUCCUAUGAAAUAUUAACGGUGGAGUAAGGGUGGUGUUAUCCUCUCAUUCUUUGAUGGCUUUGCCUGGAGAAGCCUGGUGGCUCCUGUGAUCUAAUCCCAUUCAGUAUCAUUGCAAUUUUCAGCAUAGAGGUACUUCUAUCAAUGCAAUAAAAUUCUUUUAAGAAAUAUUUGGUGAUGGUGAUAGUGCCAGGUUAGAUUGACA